Cavia porcellus (domestic guinea pig) is the source of this 1566-nucleotide messenger RNA. RefSeq names its product neuronal pentraxin 2 (gene Nptx2). The transcript has 5 exons. Lineage: Eukaryota; Metazoa; Chordata; Mammalia; Rodentia; Caviidae. Bases 130 to 1413 code for a protein of 427 amino acids. The record is from RefSeq and is marked provisional.
GUGGGGUUGUACGUCGGCGGGUGGCCCUGGUUCGGCGGGUUAGGCGGCCACUCCACUGGUGAGUACCCCGACGGCGCCUGGCUUUUAGUUCGCGGGUACUGAGUUGAGCGCGGCGGCGGCGGCGGCAAGAUGUUGGCGCUAUUGGCCGCCGGCGUGGCGUUCGCCGUGGUGGUCCUGGCUCAGGACAAGCCGCUGCCCGGCAGCCACUUCGUGUGCUCGGCAAUACCCCCGGAGGCGUUGUUCGCCGGCUGCCCUCUACCCGCGACGCCCAUGCAGGGCGUCUCGCUGAGCCCCGAGGAGGAGCUGCGGGCCGCCGUGCUGCAGCUGCGUGAGACCGUCGUUAUGCAGAAGGAGACGUUGGGCGCCCAGCGCGAGGCUAUUCGCGAGCUCACGAGCAAGCUGGCGCGCUGCGAGGGGCUGAUGGCCGGGAAGGCGGAGUCGAGCAAGGACACCAUGGGCGACCUGCCGCGGGACCCUUCCCGAGUCGUGGAGCAACUCAGCCGCUCGCUGCAGGUUCUCAAGGACCGUCUGGAGAGCCUGGAGCUUCAGCUCCGCACCAAUGCAUCCAACACGGGGCUGCCCAGUGACUUUAGAGAGGUGCUCCAGCGGCGGCUUGGGGAGCUGGAGAGGCAGCUGCUGCGCAAAGUGGCGGAGCUUGAAGAUGAGAAGUCCCUGCUCCACAAUGAAACUUCCGCUCACCAGCAAAAGACUGAGAACACCCUGAAUGCACUGCUGCAGAGGGUGACUGAACUGGAGCGAGGCAACAGUGCAUUUAAGUCUCCAGAUGCAUUCAAAGUGUCCCUCCCCUUCCGCACCAACUACCUAUAUGGCAAGAUCAAGAAGACGCUGCCAGAACUAUAUUCCUUCACCAUCUGCCUGUGGCUGCGGUCCAGCGCCUCACCAGGCAUUGGCACCCCAUUCUCCUAUGCCGUACCUGGGCAGGCUAAUGAGAUUGUGCUGAUAGAGUGGGGUAACAACCCCAUCGAGCUGCUCAUCAAUGACAAGGUUGCACAGCUGCCCCUGUUUGUCAGUGAUGGCAAAUGGCACCAUAUCUGCAUCACCUGGACGACACGGGAUGGCCUGUGGGAGGCUUUCCAGGAUGGAGAGAAGCUUGGCACUGGGGAGAACCUGGCACCCUGGCACCCCAUCAAGUCAGGAGGGGUGCUGAUCCUUGGACAGGAGCAGGACACUGUCGGGGGCAGAUUUGAUGCCACACAGGCGUUCGUGGGAGAGCUCAGCCAGUUCAACAUCUGGGACCGUGUCCUUCGCCCGCAGGAAAUUAGCAACAUCGCCAACUGCUCCUUAAACAUGGCAGGCAACAUCAUCCCCUGGGUAGACAACAAUGUGGAUGUGUUUGGAGGGGCUUCCAAGUGGCCGGUGGAGACGUGUGAGGAGCGCCUUCUGGACUUGUAACCACCUUCUCCGUCUAGGAGGCCAGGACCAGGCUGUCUCUAUGGGGAUAUCAGAACCACUUACUCCCCAGCUGGACUCUGUUAAACCUCUUGCCCCAGUGAGUGGGACCCCAAAGCCCAUUCCCAGGGAAUGUCUAAGAAUUUCUAUGUGUUA